Messenger RNA from Pelobates fuscus (common spadefoot toad), 3473 nucleotides. It is a transcript of the gene ST8SIA1, whose product is annotated as ST8 alpha-N-acetyl-neuraminide alpha-2,8-sialyltransferase 1. The transcript is spliced from 6 exons. The record is from RefSeq and is a predicted model, not a curated record. Gene Ontology annotation, biological process: oligosaccharide metabolic process; N-glycan processing. Bases 106 to 1113 code for a protein of 335 amino acids. Gene Ontology annotation, molecular function: alpha-N-acetylneuraminate alpha-2,8-sialyltransferase activity. NCBI's taxonomy places the organism in Eukaryota, Metazoa, Chordata, Amphibia, Anura, Pelobatidae.
CAUUGAUUGACAGUGUAGGGGGUAUUGAUUGACAGUGGGGGGAUGAUGUACCCCCAUAUUAAGUGACUUAGUUGGAGUACACACCGCCCCCGGAAUGUCCCCGGGAUGAAGGCGGUGUUGGGGGGCAGGAUGUGGCCCCGGGGCCGAGUGCCGGUGGGGGCCAGCGCUCUGUGUGUCCUCCUGCUGUGCUGGCUCUACAUGUUCCCCGUUUACCGGCUGCCGGAGGAGAAGGAGAUCGUGCGGGAGGUUCUACGGCUGAGAACCGGCUGGAGGGAGAACCGGACUGCGGGCAGGGAAUUCAGGAAGCUGCUAAAGGAAUGCUGUGACCCCGGCAAUCUAUUCUCCGUCACUAAAGUCAACACCCCGGUAGGAAAAAGCCUCUGGUUCGACGGAGAAUUCCUGCACUCUAUCACCAUCAAUAAUGCCACCUACAAUCUCUUUCCACAGGAUACCCCUUUCAAGCUCCCAUUGAAAAGAUGCUCAGUGGUUGGCAAUGGUGGGAUUUUGAAGGACAGCGGCUGUGGAACCCAGAUCGACCAGGCAGACUUUGUUGUGCGAUGUAACCUGCCACCAAUUACCAGCGAAUACACCAAGGACGUUGGGUCAAAAUCACAACUAGUGACCGUGAACCCUUCUAUCAUUGAUAAAAGGUUUCAGAAUUUAUUGUGGUCCAGGAAAUCCUUCGUGGAGAGUGUGAAAGUUUACAAUGACAGUUAUCUGUACAUGCCGGCAUUUUCCAUGAAACACGGAACCGAACCCUCGCUCCGCGCACAUUACACACUGACCGACUUCCAAGCCAACCAAUCAGUGCUUUUUGCAAAUCCCAACUUCCUGCGCAGUAUCGGGAAAUUCUGGAAGAACAAGGGAGUGCACUCAAAACGCCUCUCCACCGGCCUCUUCAUGGUGAGCGCUGCGCUAAGUCUGUGCGAGGAGGUUACCAUCUAUGGUUUUUGGCCGUUUCAAGUGGAUCUGAAAGGAAGACCUAUCAGCCACCAUUAUUACGAUGAUAUUUUACCGCGGUCAGGAUUUCAUGCCAUGCCGGAGGAGUUUGUACAAUUAUGGAUUCUUCACAAAACCGGAGUCUUGAGAAUACAGUUGGAUCAGUGUGUCUGAUGAAAGUAUUCCAUUGUGCUUUUGGGGGAAAUAGGAAAUGUUCAGUAUUUUGUGGAAUAUACCAGCGCUUAGAAAACAAACAAACCUUGUUUAUGAUCGAGGGCAGCUUUUCAUAAAAGUGCCAAAAUCCCCUCCUAGCUACGUCUUCCUGAUUUCCUUUCAAACUGGCGAAUGUACACAAAUUUGCUGACCUUUUUAGAAUCAAAGAAAAUGAAUGUAGUAUUUUAAUCUUUUACAGCAACAAAGAUUCUUUUUAUUAAGUCAUUGUUAAUGUUUAUUUUAACUCGUUGGGACGUGCGGUUUAUUUUCCAUGUAAUCUUAUAGAACUCAAGUCAUUGACACUUUCAUGCCAAGGUUAACGCGGAGAAUUAGGGAGGACAUUGCCUGAUAGGUUUUUCCAAUUUUCGGUUUUAACGUUAUAACUGGCGGUAUGGCAUGCGUGCAUCUGUGUUCCAGGCAUGUGUGUUGGAUGUUUUAUUUUGCCUGUUGCAAUGCUUCCUGGGAAUUGCGUAUAGUCUUGUUGAAAUGCAAUGUGUGCGCCGUACACCACGUAGGGUGUUGUUGAAUGCUGUUUGGAGUGCGCCCAGUUUAAUGGAGAGCACUACGUGGAAUGUUUGACAUGUUUCUGCGGUGGUGUGUUAAGGGUGUUUACUGGUAUUUGUAAUUGGUAGUUUAUACACUGUGCUACGUGGCUGAUCUGUUAAUGCCCAGGGUUUGUAGUAACUAUGGCUGAAUUUGUCCCGCCCGUUGCGGUCUCUAAGGGGUUGAAAGGUUUGUUUUGUUUUAUAUUCUCUUGGGAAGAUCACUAUGAAUCAAAAAUGACAAAUAUCACAGAAUAUGUAAAAUAACUUUUUCAGUUUAUGUUAAUAGACGAUGAUAAUUUGUAAACUGUACUGUCCGCGGCUGAAGAUGUUGUGGUUUUAUCCCCCUGCCCCCACCCCCAGGCUCGCUAUUGUCCUCCUCCAAGCAGUGAAUAUAAGGCUGCUUGCCACUGAUCCAAACAGUUAGACAGACCGACUGCUCUCUGUAGAAUACUCAGGGAACACAGCAGCUCACACUGGAGGGGGACAAUCAACCAACCCACCCCCCAUGGAGAGAUUUAUCAGAGUAUUCUGAAAAGCAUCUUUCAUUUUGAUCUCUGCUCUGUUUGUAUUUAUUAACUUUUCUAAAAAUGUUCUUAUAAGUGUCAGCUCUCGACUUAAAACACUAUAGGCAUUAAAACUAUUUUAUCUUAAUGAAGCAGUUUUGGUGUGUAGACCAUGCCCCUGCAGUCUCACUGCUCAAUUCUCUGCCAUUUAGGAAUUAAAUCACUUUUUUUUGUUCUGUUUAUGCAACCCGAGCCACACAUUGCCUGACUGUGACUGACACAGCCUGCAUGAAAACAAAAUGGUUUAAUUUUCAAUCAGAUGUUAACUUACUCUAGAGGUUUUUAUCUCCUGCUCUGUAAAUGUAACUUUAAUUGCAUACAGGAGGCUUGUGCAAAGUCUAGCAAGCUAUUAACAGAGCAGUAGAGAAGAAAUGUUAAAUUAAACAAACUGGAUGUUUAAAUAUUAGAUCUCUCUUUACAGGAAGUAAAUACAUUGAUUUGACUCCUAAAAGACAGAGAAUUUAGCAUUGAGAAUGCAGGGGCUGGAUCUAUACACCAAAACCACUUCAUUAAGCGAAACUUGUUUUGCUGUCUAUAGUGUCCCUUUAAAUUCGAAAAAUUUUGUGGAAAAAUGUAUUUCUGUACAAGUAAACUUAAAUUAGACAAAAAAGAGAAUUGAAACAGAACACAUUUCUUGAAAACAAAUUGUUGAUAAAUAAAUCUGUUUAUUUGCUAAAAACUGGCGUGCUUACAAAGAAGCAAAUGGCAAAAAGACAGAUAUAUUAAACUGCACUUAAAAUGCCUAAACAAUGGUGCAAUGUUGCUUGGGACACUUUGAUAAAUGGGAAUGGGAAUAUUUUGACUGUACAGUAGGAUUUAUAAAGAUCAUGAAAUCUUCCCUUUAAUCUCUCCGCUGGUGAAAUGCCAGGCAGACACGAUCUAUCCAUACUUGCUGAUAAAAUCCAUGCAGAUGCUCUCUGGUUCGACAGCCCCUCUCUUUUGUACAGAGACCCCUUGUCUUGCCAGUUUACAGCCCAUACUGCAAGCUUUCUUCCACCACGAUUUCAUAUUGGUAGGAAAUGGGACAAACGUCAGGGAUACCGAGCACAUUGCUCUGUGAUACGCAGUGUCAGAUUUCUUGAUUACUGUAUUUGGUGUCACUGGCUGUUCCCUGGACACCUCGUCCUCUGUUUACAGGUGAGGGUAGCAGAGUUUCUGAUGGUAACAGCUAAUGUUGGCACUGCGGUCAUUGUUGCACUAUAUGUCCCUUAAU